Molecule: messenger RNA, 2564 nt
Organism: Syngnathoides biaculeatus (alligator pipefish)
Lineage: Eukaryota; Metazoa; Chordata; Actinopteri; Syngnathiformes; Syngnathidae
Gene: pacsin2
Product: protein kinase C and casein kinase substrate in neurons 2
Exons: 11
Coding region: 199-1680 (493 amino acids)
Biological process (GO): cytoskeleton organization; regulation of endocytosis; plasma membrane tubulation
Cellular component (GO): cytoplasm; endosome; plasma membrane
Molecular function (GO): phospholipid binding; protein binding
Source: RefSeq, a predicted model, not a curated record
GUUGUAAGUCCUUUUCGGCGGUGUCCGUCUUGACGGCUCGUCGCUGGUGCGCCGCUUCUCUCCCACGAAAAAAACACACAAAAAAAGUGCAACUCCUUUAAACAAGGAGAACCGAAAGAAUAAAUCAACCUGGUGGAUAUAAGUUCGUCGAUUUGAGCGAAAGCGUCCGAGGCUACUCGCAACUUCCGGCCAGCAGCCAUGUCGGGCUCCUACGACGGCUCCAUGAUCGACGUCUCCAGCGACAGCUUCUGGGAGGUGGGCAACUACAAGCGCACGGUGAAGCGCGUGGACGACGGCAACCGGCUGUGCAACGACCUCAUGACCUGCAUCCACGAGCGGGCCCGCAUCGAGAAGUCCUACGCGCAGCAGUUGACCGAGUGGGGCAAGCGCUGGAGGCAGAUCAUAGAGAAAGGGCCCCAGUACGGCAUGCUGGAGCGGGCGUGGUCGUCGCUCUGCACGGAAGCGGAGAAGGUGAGCGAGCUGCACAUGGAGGUGAAGGCGGCGCUCAUGGGCGACGACCACGAGAAGCUGAAGAACUGGCAGCGCGACGCCUACCACAAGCAGAUGAUCGGCGGCUUCAAGGAGACCAAGGAGGCCGACGACGGCUUCCGCAAGGCGCAGAAGCCCUGGGCCAAGAAGCUCAAAGAGGUUGAGACCAUGAAGAAGUCGUACCACUCGGCGUGCAAGGAGGAGAAGCUGGCGGCCAGCCGGGAGACCAACAGCAAGCUGGAGAGCAACAACAACCCCGAAACGCAGAAGAAGCUGCAGGAGAAGGUGGAGAAGUGCCAGCAGGAGGCGCAAAAGACUAAAGAGCGCUACAAGAAGUCCCUGGAGGAGCUGGACAAGCUGACUCCUCAGUACAUGGAGAACAUGGAGCAAGUCUUUGAGCAGUGGCAGCAGUUCGAAGACAGGCGCAUUCGCUUCUUCAAGGAGAUCCUGCUGGAGGUCAAGCAGCACUUGGACCUCUCCACCAAUCACAGGUUCCAGACGAUCUACAACACGAUGGAAGACACCAUCGCCGCGACGGACGCCGACGAGGACCUGAAAUGGUUCCGGUCCAAUCACGGCCCCGGCAUGCCCAUGUACUGGCCGCAAUUUGAGGACUGGUCCAUAGACCUGAACCGGACGCUGAGCAGACGGGGGACGAAGAGGGCCUCUGAGGGCGUCACGCUGACGGGGAUCAGUCAGACCGGCGCCGACCAACCCGUCCAGGCUCUCAAGACCGACGACAGCGGCGUGACCCCGCCACCCAAAGCGGCGCCGGCGGGCUCCAACCCGUUCGACGAGGACGAGGACGACGACGGCGGCGAGGAGCGGGAGGCGCAGGUGGAGGAGACGCCGCCCUCACGCAACCACAUCAGUGGGAAAACGCAGGACGUGAAAACCGUCGGCGGCGUGGAGAAGACCGCCGAGUGGUCGGACGAGGACACGGACGACAACCCUUUCUCGGCCAACGGCGAAGGCAACCCGUUCGAGGACGAGCCGGCCUCCCCGGUGCUGUCGGUGCCGGUCCGGGCGCUGUAUGACUACGAAGGCCAGGAGCAGGAUGAGCUCACCUUUAAAGCAGGGGACGAGUUGACCAAAAUCGGCGAGGUGGACGACCAGGGCUGGUGCAAAGGCCAGCUCAAGGACGGCCGGGUGGGCCUCUACCCCGCCAACUACGUGGAGGACAUCCAGUAACGGCCGCGAUCAAGUCGAGCAGACCGAGAACGAGGCGCGCAGCCUCCGUGUUCACGUUGGGGCGCAAUGGAGCCCGCCGAAAGAACCUCGUUGGAGCCGUCACAAGUUGGAGGACCGCUCACGGUUUGGCAUUAAAAGACAAUUGUUGACGCUGUUACAACCACACACACACACACAUUAGUUCACAUCCUGUCAACACUGUUCCUGAGGAAACGUUUCGAUGGAUUUCAAUGUUAAAGGGAGAUGUGGGUGGGUGGUGUCGAUCACUUGACUAUAUCGUCCUGUUGCGACCUUCUUGUGGUUCAGGUUUUUUUCUUUUUUUUGGGGGGGGGGGGGGCGGAAUCUCGUUCGGGGGACUGCACUUGAAUGUAAACUCACCGACUGUAUUGUUGCGCAACGACUGUCCGCCGACUGUUUGCUGUUGUUGUACAUUCCACCACUGGCCUAAUGUUAUGCAAUCCUCUCUACAUUUUGAUUCUAUAUUUGUAUUAUUAUUUUUAAUUUCCUUUAACACUGAAUGCUUUCCAGAAAGUUGGAAGCGCCACCUCAGUUUCAAGUAUGGGAUUGUUAUUAUUAUUAUUUUUUUCUUCUUCUUUUAAAUGCAAUACGACCACAGCAAAAUAUGGUUUUGUCUAGGUUCAUGUAAAUAACACAAAUUGAGCUUUGGAAUGAUAGAAAGUUGCUGAUUAUUAAUUUAUGAUUCCCUUCAGUGCUUUUUGUUCUCUUCCAAUGAGCUGACUGAGCAUCAGUUUGUACAAAAAUUGAAUGUUUUAUGUUCUUAUUUUCUGACGUGAUUAUUUUCCCUUCCUGCAUGGGGCCAAUUAGUCAAUAGCGUGUGAUUCAUUCAUGCUAAAAAAAAAAAAGUUAUUCCAAAACUUUGUAUA